GUUACUGACAAAAAGGUAAAAACUGAGAAAAGUUCUAAGGAAAAAAUGAACCGGAAAUGAAAAUUCCGAACACCCAACGGGGAAGCCUAACAACAGCAAAGAGCAUUAGAGCUGAUAGGUAAAUCAUUGAGAUAAGGUCAAUUUGCACCUUUCCAAUCGGCACACACAGACCCAGAUCACAUCUUUUUCCACACGCAAGCUUUUUAUAUACAUACCAAUCAUCAUACUCAUUCACAUUACAAUCCUUCCCAUUUCACCGUGAAAGGAAAGUAUGGAAGCAAAUUCAUAUGCCAACCACCGAAUUGCGAGAAUCGCCGGUCACCUCCUCCCUCCCAAUCCGGAGACAGAUGAUGCUUAUUUGAAGCAUGGCCGUUGCCGUGCCAAAGGUGGUGCCCCUGGAUUCAAAGUGGCCAUUUUGGGUGCCGCAGGUGGCAUAGGACAACCUCUUUCCAUGUUGAUGAAGAUGAACCCACUCGUUUCGGUUCUCCACCUCUAUGAUGUUGUCAACACCCCUGGCGUCACUGCUGAUAUUAGUCACAUGGACACUGGUGCUGUUGUUCGAGGGUUUUUGGGGCAGAAGCAACUUGAGGAUGCACUUAUAGGCGUGGACUUGGUGAUUAUCCCUGCUGGUGUUCCCCGCAAACCUGGAAUGACAAGAGAUGAUCUCUUCAAUAUAAAUGCCGGAAUUGUUAAAACGUUGUGUGAAGGAAUUGCUAAGUGUUGUCCUAAAGCGAUUGUCAACUUGAUAAGCAAUCCGGUUAACUCCACGGUCCCAAUCGCAGCUGAGGUUUUCAAAAGAGCUGGUACUUACGAUCCCAAGAGACUUUUGGGAGUGACGAUGCUUGAUGUUGUUAGAGCCAAUACGUUUGUGGCAGAAGUUCUGGGUAUUGAUCCAAGGGAUGUGGAUGUCCCAGUUGUUGGGGGACACGCUGGAAUAACAAUUUUACCUCUACUUUCUCGGGUUAAACCUCCUUGUUCUUUCACCCCAAAAGAAAUUGAAUACCUGACUGAUCGCAUACAGAAUGGUGGAACUGAAGUUGUUGAGGCCAAAGCUGGUGCUGGUUCUGCAACACUAUCAAUGGCAUAUGCUGCAGUAAAAUUUGCAGAUGCAUGCCUUCAUGCCCUUAGAGGAGAUGCUGGCAUCAUUCAAUGUGCAUAUGUUGAUUCACAGGUGACUGAACUCCCAUUCUUUGCAUCAAAAGUACGACUUGGCCGAGGUGGGAUUGAGGAAAUUCUUCCUCUUGGUCCCCUGAAUGAUUAUGAGAGGGAGGGUUUGGAAAAGGCCAAGAAAGAGUUAGCAGCAAGCGUGGAGAAGGGCAUUUCUUUCAUCAGAAAAUGAGAAGUUAAUGAUUGUAAGACCUGAAAAUAAAUGGUAAGAUUGUUCCGUGUCCGUUGUGAGAUCACAAUUUUUGAAUUAGUUAUUUGAUAUGUAUGAAUCUGUUUAGAACUAUGUAAUAAAAGGAUAGUAUUCUAUGUAUCAUCAAACAAACAAACAAGUAAACGAACGUGUAAUAAUUGCAAUACUGGAUUCCAAUUAUGUGGGAUCAGAGAACAAAAAUUAUGGACCAGACCAGAUCCAAGAGCAACCACUUUUAAUAAACUCUGCCAAUAACGACCAAAAACAAGGAAAUUCUGCCAAACAAAGGGCCUUACGUUUACAACAUGUGGAUUCCGAGGACAAAAGUUUUGGGCUUUUUAUGCAGGGCUUCAUACCAUUAGACUAGAAUAGAUACUUGUGGGCUUUCUCUUGAAAAAAAAAAAAAAAGAUAUUUGUAGGCAUUGUUUUAAAAUUUUAAAUUAGUUGUCAUAAGUUUAUUAUGUUGACUUUAAAUUUAUUUAAAUCAUUUAUUUGUU
This is a messenger RNA of Abrus precatorius (Indian licorice), 1854 nucleotides long. Its product is annotated as malate dehydrogenase, glyoxysomal. The record is from RefSeq and is a predicted model, not a curated record. Gene Ontology annotation, biological process: tricarboxylic acid cycle; malate metabolic process. The coding region runs from base 272 to 1339 and encodes 355 amino acids. Gene Ontology annotation, cellular component: cytoplasm; chloroplast. Gene Ontology annotation, molecular function: L-malate dehydrogenase (NAD+) activity. Lineage: Eukaryota; Viridiplantae; Streptophyta; Magnoliopsida; Fabales; Fabaceae. The transcript has 9 exons.